Aricia agestis (brown argus) is the source of this 1107-nucleotide messenger RNA. RefSeq lists its product as uncharacterized. The transcript has a single exon. Lineage: Eukaryota; Metazoa; Arthropoda; Insecta; Lepidoptera; Lycaenidae. The record is from RefSeq and is a predicted model, not a curated record. The coding region runs from base 108 to 1088 and encodes 326 amino acids.
UUUCGCAAGCAAACAGAGCACUCGUGUACGCGUAUCGGUUGUCCCGAACGUCAGGGGCGCAUAACCUUCUUUCUGUUGUGUCUUUAUAAUAUCCGUAUUAGUGCAAGAUGUUUAAGUGCAGCCAAUGUGAUGUUGAGUUUAUCGAUGGUCCGCAAUGUUCGACCUGCAAGAAUAGGUUCGAUUUCCGGUGUUCUGGGAUUACAGAAUCAGGCUAUCGUAAGCUCGGAGAACGUAAAAAUAACUGGAAGUGUAUAUCUUGUAAAAAUAAGGGAUCGACGCAGACUCUUGCUCCGGUCGGAGGUGGAUCCAGCCCCUCUUCACCAGUUCCUUCUGAUCUCGAUGGUGUCUUGAAGGAUAUUAGACGUAUAAGUAUUCAAAUGGCGGCCCUUCCUGAAUUGGUCUCCGAUAUUAAGUCAAUCAAGUCCGAUCUAGCAGAUCUUGCCUCCCUGAGAUCUGAGCUGGUCGAACUCAAAACGUCGGUUGACUUUAUACAUCAAAUGUUUGAGUCUACGACGGAUAAAAUCUGUAAACUAGAGAAAGAGGUUCAAGGUCUUCUCAAAACUAACGACGAAGUCAAGUCACUCCAGCAGCGGAUCGACGGUCUCGAACGCACUGUACGUGAGAAUGAACAACGUUCGCGCCUAAAUAAUAUCGAGAUAAAAGGUCUCCCUAUGACCUCAUCUGAAAACCUAUUUACGAUAGUCACAAACAUUGGCAAAUUUAUUAAAUGCCCUAUCUCUAAAGAGCAGAUUAAUUACGUUGCCAGGAUUCCUUCAUCUAACGAUAAAUUACCUAAACCAGUCAUCGUGGCCCUUCAUAAUAGAUAUUUAAAGGAGGAUUUUGUUGCGGCAGCGAAGAAAUGUAAUUUGUCACCGGGGGAUCUAAACCUGCAUGGAACCGGCAGAAUUUUCAUUAACGACCAUCUGACCUUGGACAACAAGCUACUGCUGAAUAAAACAAAGUUGCUGGCGAAGGAGAAAGGCUACGCUUUCACUUGGGUCAAGGGGUGUAAGAUUUUUUUAAGAAAAAAUCCCGAGUCACGCGUCAUCCUUGUAAGAUCAGAACUAGAUUUAAAAAAACUGGAGUAAAUACUUGUUACCUUACUAA